AUGAGACGGCUCCGUAGAACAACAGUCCUUCCUGCUUUUGUAGUCCUCGUCCUUCUCUUCCUUCCAAACUUGGCAUCAGGCCAGCGGGCAAACAGGAAACGGACGACACCGAGAAUCCCACAGCGAGUCCAGAAAUGGACCAAACCAAUAAGAGAGCACUUGCCCCAUGCAGCUCAUCUUGUCGUGUCGUCUGAACUGAACAUCUUCCUCACCAGGCAAGUCACAAAAGUCCUUCCAGCCUUGAACAUUGCGGGGUCCUCAGUGCAAAUGCCAGCAACCAGCGUGAUAUUCGGAAUCAACGCAUUCGUCUUUGGAUUGUGGCAACUGGCCGGCAUGUUUCCCAGGCGGCUCGCUCCGUUCAUGGAGAAUCACUUUCUCUUGUCUGGUCAGAAGCGUGUGAGACGAGCCCGGCCUGAUUCCUUCUUGUUGUCGGGAUUCUCACACAUCCAUGGAGAGCAUUUGGCGGGUAACCUUGGUGCUCUGGCCCUCUUUGGAGGGCGAUCCGAACAGUGGCUGGGGACUCGAAAGUUCGUCUACAUGUACAUAUCAUCUGUCUACGCAUCCAACUUUAUGAGUUUGGGCAUCUUUGGCAGACGAAACGACCAACGAUCAAGCCUCGGGGCAUCCGGGGCGAUAUCUGCGCUACAAUCCUACUUUUGUCUGCGAUUUCCGGACGCUCGUUUCGAGAUUGCGGGAGAGAAACUGGCAGCACCGUGGGCAUUCGUCCUGUGGUUUCUUCAGGACUUUGCACAGUUAGGAAUGAAUACUGGGAUCGGGCACGGAGCUCACCUUGGAGGUUUCACGUUUGGCACCAUCUUCUUUCUGUUCCACGAUAUUGUAGUCGCCCCGGAACACGCGAGAAGACGUGCAGUGAAACGAUUGGCCCUGGUCUUCAAGGAUACGCGAAAUGCUGUGGGGAAGAUUCUUCAUCAAGUUGAGGAUCUUCUGGCUGGAGAGGAUUGA
Seminavis robusta is the source of this 963-nucleotide messenger RNA. NCBI's taxonomy places the organism in Eukaryota, Bacillariophyta, Bacillariophyceae, Naviculales, Naviculaceae. The record is from the annotation of a GenBank genome assembly.